UUUAUAUACUUUAUAAUUUCUUUGUUAAUUUUCUGUCAUGACGUCCUCCUCCACAAAAGCUCUUAGUUCUGUGUUAGAAGACAAAGAAGAAGAUGCAUCGCAGCUACAAUUUCCUCCUGAAUUUGAAAAUGCAGAAACUUUGCUCAACUCGGAAGUUCAUAUGUUACUUGAACAUCGGAAACAACAAAAUGAAAAUGUUGAAGAAGAACAAGAAUUAUCUGAGGUAUUUAUGAAAACACUGAACUACACACAGCGUUUCAGUCGAUUUAAAAAUCGUGAAACAAUAGCAAGUGUUCGCAGCCUGUUACUUCAAAAGAAACUCCAUAAAUUUGAGCUUGCAUCUCUCGCGAACUUGUGUCCUGAAACUGCCGAAGAAGCUAAAGCACUUAUCCCCAGUCUAGAAGGCCGAUUUGAAGAUGAGGAACUACUACAAGUUCUCAAUGAUAUUCAAUUAAAAAGAAGUUUCCAGGCUUGAUGAUGAAUAAACGAAACAAAUUUCAUCGAUUAAGAGCAAAGUGCAGCCUUGCUGGAUUGUUCAGUUCCAGUUCUAAAUGUCUGGGGUUCAAAUUAUAUGAAGGCUGCAUGAAUUUUAAUACUGCAAUCAUUCAAAAACAGCAUGAGUGAUGGUAAAGACAAAAUCAUAGUUUGAAACCGAGUACUGAUGUAUACAAGAGAAGAUUUUUCUCAUACAGGUAAAAUGUUCACAUAACAUAAACUCUAGGGAGGAUGUACUGUACUUAAUAAUGAGAUAUUCUAGGGGUUUUUCUAUUUUUAUAUGAGGUUUUCCUCUUUGCUUCUGAUAUUAAAGAGCAUCUUGGAGCAGAGAUUUUGCAUCCAUUUUAUAAUUGCUUCGCCAAUGCAGAUAUAGAAACCAGCA
Messenger RNA from Styela clava, 877 nucleotides. RefSeq names its product DNA-directed RNA polymerase II subunit RPB4-like. Gene Ontology annotation, molecular function: nucleotide binding. The record is from RefSeq and is a predicted model, not a curated record. NCBI's taxonomy places the organism in Eukaryota, Metazoa, Chordata, Ascidiacea, Stolidobranchia, Styelidae. Gene Ontology annotation, biological process: DNA-templated transcription initiation. Gene Ontology annotation, cellular component: RNA polymerase complex.